This is a messenger RNA of Mustela lutreola (European mink), 10065 nucleotides long. RefSeq names its product LDL receptor related protein 6 (gene LRP6). The transcript has 23 exons. Lineage: Eukaryota; Metazoa; Chordata; Mammalia; Carnivora; Mustelidae. Gene Ontology annotation, molecular function: Wnt-protein binding; Wnt receptor activity. The record is from RefSeq and is a predicted model, not a curated record. Bases 293 to 5140 code for a protein of 1615 amino acids. Gene Ontology annotation, biological process: chemical synaptic transmission; receptor-mediated endocytosis involved in cholesterol transport; Wnt signaling pathway involved in somitogenesis.
GAAGAGGCUGAAUGAGGAGCUGCGCGGGGGAAGCGGGGCGCCGGGGGAGGAGGCGGAGGCAUGGAAGCAGACGCUGGCGUCGCGCGAGCCCCCGGCAGAGCGGCGCGGUAGAGAGGGCGGCGGCGGCGACGGCGCGCGCGGAGCCCUGACGUGCCCCUUUCUUUCUUCUCUCUCUGGAAAGCUGGGAAGCAUGAGCGUGCAGACCUGCCGCUGCGGCGGCCGCUCCGGCUCCUCGCCUCCCCCUCUUCUGGCCGCCCCUCGCCGGUGAGAGAAGAGAACGCGAGAAGGGAAGAUGGGGGCCGUCCUGAGGAGCCUCCUGGCCUGCAGUUUCUGUGCGCUCCUGAGAGCGGCCCCUUUGUUGCUUUAUGCAAACAGACGGGACUUGCGAUUGGUUGAUGCUACAAAUGGCAAAGAGAAUGCUACAAUUGUAGUUGGAGGCUUGGAGGAUGCAGCUGCGGUGGACUUUGUAUUUGGUCAUGGCUUGAUAUACUGGAGUGAUGUCAGCGAAGAAGCCAUUAAACGAACAGAGUUUAACAAAACUGAGAGUGUACAGAAUGUUGUUGUCUCUGGAUUAUUGUCCCCUGAUGGGCUGGCAUGUGAUUGGCUUGGAGAAAAAUUAUACUGGACAGAUUCUGAAACAAAUCGGAUUGAAGUUUCUAAUUUAGAUGGAUCUUUACGAAAAGUGUUAUUUUGGCAAGAGUUGGAUCAACCCAGAGCUAUUGCCUUAGAUCCUUCAAGUGGGUUCAUGUACUGGACAGACUGGGGAGAAGUACCAAAGAUAGAACGUGCUGGAAUGGAUGGUUCAAGUCGCUUCAUUAUAAUAAACACUGAAAUUUACUGGCCAAAUGGACUGACUUUGGAUUAUGAGGAACAGAAGCUUUAUUGGGCAGAUGCAAAACUAAAUUUCAUCCACAAAUCAAAUCUGGAUGGAACAAAUCGGCAGGCAGUGGUUAAAGGUUCCCUUCCACAUCCUUUUGCCUUGACAUUAUUUGAGGACACAUUGUACUGGACUGACUGGAAUACACACUCCAUUUUGGCUUGCAACAAGUACACUGGCGAGGGUCUGCGUGAAAUCCAUUCUAACAUCUUCUCUCCCAUGGAUAUACAUGCCUUCAGCCAACAGAGGCAGCCAAAUGCUACAAAUCCAUGUGGAAUUGAUAACGGUGGUUGUUCUCACUUGUGUUUGAUGUCUCCAGUCAAACCUUUUUAUCAGUGUGCUUGCCCAACUGGGGUCAAACUCCUGGAGAAUGGAAAAACCUGCAAAGAUGGUGCCACUGAAUUACUGCUUUUAGCACGAAGGACAGACUUGAGACGCAUUUCUUUGGAUACACCAGAUUUCACAGACAUUGUUUUGCAAUUAGAAGACAUCCGUCAUGCCAUUGCCAUAGAUUAUGAUCCUGUGGAAGGCUAUAUAUACUGGACUGAUGAUGAAGUGAGGGCCAUUCGCCGCUCAUUCAUAGAUGGAUCUGGCAGUCAGUUUGUGGUCACCGCUCAAAUUGCGCAUCCUGAUGGCAUUGCUGUUGACUGGGUUGCCCGAAAUCUUUAUUGGACAGACACUGGCACUGAUCGGAUAGAAGUGACAAGGCUGAAUGGGACCAUGAGGAAGAUCUUGAUUUCAGAGGACUUAGAGGAACCCCGGGCUAUUGUGUUAGAUCCCAUGGUUGGGUAUAUGUAUUGGACUGACUGGGGAGAAAUUCCGAAAAUUGAGCGAGCAGCUCUGGAUGGUUCCGACCGAGUAGUGUUGGUUAACACUUCUCUUGGUUGGCCAAAUGGUUUAGCCUUGGAUUAUGAUGAAGGCAAAAUAUACUGGGGAGAUGCCAAAACAGACAAAAUUGAGGUUAUGAAUACUGAUGGCACUGGGAGAAGAGUACUAGUAGAAGACAAAAUUCCUCACAUAUUUGGGUUUACCUUGUUGGGUGACUAUGUUUACUGGACUGACUGGCAGAGGCGUAGCAUUGAAAGAGUACACAAACGAAGUGCAGAGAGGGAAAUCAUCAUCGACCAGCUUCCUGACCUCAUGGGCCUAAAGGCCACAAAUGUUCAUCGAAUCAUUGGUUCCAACCCCUGCGCUGAGGAAAAUGGGGGAUGUAGCCAUCUUUGCCUCUAUAGGCCUCAGGGCCUCCGCUGUGCCUGCCCCAUUGGCUUUGAACUCAUCAGUGACAUGAAGACCUGCAUUGUCCCAGAGGCUUUCCUUUUGUUUUCACGGAGAGCAGAUAUCAGGCGAAUUUCUUUGGAAACUAACAAUAAUAAUGUGGCUAUUCCUCUUACUGGUGUCAAAGAAGCUUCUGCUUUGGAUUUUGAUGUAACAGACAACCGCAUUUACUGGACAGAUAUAUCACUCAAGACCAUCAGCAGAGCCUUUAUGAAUGGCAGUGCACUGGAACACGUGGUAGAAUUUGGCUUAGAUUAUCCAGAAGGCAUGGCAGUAGACUGGCUUGGGAAGAACUUGUACUGGGCAGACACAGGAACAAAUCGAAUUGAAGUGUCAAAGUUGGAUGGGCAGCACCGACAGGUUUUGGUGUGGAAAGACUUAGAUAGCCCCAGAGCUCUUGCAUUGGACCCUGCUGAAGGAUUUAUGUAUUGGACUGAAUGGGGUGGAAAACCUAAGAUAGACCGAGCUGCCAUGGAUGGAAGUGAACGUACUACAUUAGUUCCAAAUGUGGGCCGGGCAAAUGGCCUAACUAUAGAUUAUGCUAAAAGGAGGCUUUAUUGGACAGACUUGGACACCAACUUAAUAGAAUCUUCAAAUAUGCUCGGACUUAACCGUGAAGUUAUAGCAGAUGACUUGCCUCAUCCUUUUGGCUUAACUCAGUACCAAGAUUACAUCUACUGGACGGACUGGAGCCGACGCAGCAUUGAACGUGCCAACAAAACCAGUGGCCAAAACCGCACCAUCAUUCAGGGCCAUUUGGAUUAUGUGAUGGACAUCCUUGUCUUUCACUCCUCUCGGCAGGCAGGAUGGAACGAGUGUGCUUCCAGCAAUGGGCACUGCUCCCACCUCUGCUUAGCUGUGCCAGUUGGAGGUUUUGUUUGUGGAUGCCCUGCCCACUACUCUCUCAACGCUGACAAUAGGACUUGUAGUGCUCCAACUACUUUCCUGCUCUUCAGUCAAAAGAGUGCUAUCAACCGCAUGGUGAUUGAUGAGCAGCAGAGCCCUGACAUCAUCCUUCCUAUCCACAGCCUUCGCAAUGUCCGGGCCAUAGACUAUGACCCACUGGACAAGCAACUCUAUUGGAUUGACUCACGACAAAACAUGAUCCGAAAAGCACAAGAAGAUGGCAGCCAGGGCUUUACUGUGGUUGUGAGCUCAGUUCCAAAUCAGAACCUAGAAAUACAACCCUAUGACCUCAGCAUUGACAUUUAUAGCCGCUACAUUUACUGGACUUGUGAGGCCACCAAUGUCAUUAACGUAACAAGAUUAGAUGGGAGAUCAAUUGGAGUGGUACUAAAAGGCGAGCAAGACAGACCUCGAGCCAUUGUGGUGAACCCGGAGAAGGGGUAUAUGUAUUUUACCAAUCUUCAGGAAAGGUCUCCCAAAAUUGAACGGGCUGCUUUGGAUGGAACAGAACGGGAGGUCCUCUUUUUCAGUGGCUUAAGUAAACCAAUUGCAUUAGCCCUUGAUAGCAGAUUGGGCAAGCUCUUUUGGGCAGAUUCAGAUCUCCGGCGAAUUGAAAGCAGUGAUCUCUCAGGUGCCAACCGGAUAGUAUUAGAAGACUCCAAUAUCUUGCAGCCUGUGGGACUGACUGUGUUUGAAAACUGGCUAUAUUGGAUUGAUAAGCAGCAGCAAAUGAUUGAAAAAAUUGACAUGACAGGUCGAGAGGGUAGAACCAAAGUCCAGGCUCGAAUUGCCCAGCUUAGUGACAUUCAUGCAGUGAAAGAGCUGAAUCUUCAGGAAUAUAGACAGCACCCUUGUGCUCAGGAUAAUGGUGGCUGUUCACAUAUUUGUCUUGUAAAAGGAGAUGGUACUACAAGGUGCUCUUGUCCCAUGCACUUGGUUCUGCUUCAAGAUGAGCUGUCAUGCGGAGAACCCCCAACAUGUUCUCCUCAGCAGUUUACUUGUUUCACGGGAGAAAUUGACUGUAUCCCUGUGGCAUGGCGCUGUGAUGGGUUUACUGAAUGUGAAGACCAUAGUGAUGAGCUCAACUGUCCUGUAUGCUCAGAAUCCCAGUUCCAGUGUGCCAGUGGGCAGUGUAUUGAUGGUGCCCUCCGAUGCAAUGGAGAUGCAAACUGCCAGGAUAAAUCAGAUGAGAAGAACUGUGAAGUGCUUUGUUUAAUUGAUCAGUUCCGCUGUUCCAACGGUCAGUGCAUUGGAAAACAUAAGAAAUGUGAUCAUAAUGUGGAUUGCAGUGACAAGUCAGAUGAAUUGGAUUGUUAUCCAACUGAGGAACCAACUCCACAGGCCACCAACACCGUUGGUUCAGUUAUUGGAGUAAUUGUCACCAUCUUUGUGUCCGGAACUAUAUACUUUAUCUGCCAGAGAAUGUUGUGUCCACGUAUGAAGGGAGAUGGGGAAACCAUGACUAAUGACUAUGUAGUUCAUGGACCAGCUUCUGUGCCCCUUGGUUAUGUGCCACAUCCAAGUUCUUUGUCAGGAUCUCUUCCAGGAAUGUCUCGAGGUAAAUCAAUGAUCAGCUCCCUAAGUAUCAUGGGGGGCAGCAGUGGACCCCCUUAUGACCGAGCUCAUGUCACAGGAGCAUCAUCAAGUAGUUCUUCAAGCACCAAAGGCACUUACUUCCCUGCAAUUUUGAACCCUCCGCCAUCCCCAGCCACAGAGCGAUCACAUUACACUAUGGAAUUUGGUUAUUCUUCGAAUAGUCCUUCUACUCAUAGGUCCUACAGGUACAGCUACAGGCCAUACAGUUACCGGCACUUUGCACCCCCUACCACACCCUGCAGCACAGAUGUUUGUGACAGUGACUAUGCUCCCAGCCGGAGAAUGACCUCAGUGGCAACAGCCAAGGGCUACACUAGUGACUUGAACUAUGAUUCAGAGCCUGUGCCUCCACCUCCCACACCCCGAAGCCAGUACCUAUCAGCAGAAGAGAACUAUGAAAGCUGCCCACCUUCUCCAUACACAGAGAGGAGCUACUCUCAUCACCUCUACCCACCGCCGCCCUCUCCCUGUACAGACUCCUCCUGAGGAGGGGCCCUCCUCCUCUGACUGCCUCCAAUGCAAAAAUGUAAAUACAAAUUUGGUUGAGAUCUGGAGGGGGGGAGGGAGCUAUUAGAGAAAGAUGAGGCAGACCAUGUACAGUUAAAAAUUAUAAAUGGGGUAGGGAAUACUGGAGAUAUUUGUACAGAAGAAAAGGAUAUUUAUAUAUUUUUCUUAAAACAGCAGAUUUGCUGCUUGUGCCAUAAAAAUUUGUAUAAAAAAUAAAUUUGUAUUAAAAGUUUUAUUUUUGCAAACUAAAUACACAAAGCAUGCCUUAAACCCAGUGAACUGACUGAAUACAAAGGAAACAGAAAUAAUAAAGGCAUCACUGACCAGGAAUGUCUGGGCUUUAUUGAUACCAAAAAAAAAAAAAGAGAGAGAGAGAAAAAGAAGAAGAAGAAGAAGAAGAAAAAUUUAAGUCCAUCUCAGAGCAGCAAACCACAGAUACUUGGAAGUAGCCAAAUAGCCUUCAUGUUAACUAACAUUUGAGGGCCAACAAGUUUAAGAAAUCACGAAAGGGAAAAAAAAGGAAUUAAAACUAACUUUGGACAAAGGGCUUUGUUUUCUCUAGGAAUCCAAUUAUUUUAGUGAGGAAAAUAGGUAUUUAUAAAAAUCCCUUCUGGGUGUUGCUAUUUUAGGAGAUCAGCUGUCUGGUAAGAAGGUGUGGGGCUCUUUGUGUGUGCAAGUCUUCUGUCCCUACCUUGGAACCCACAACUUCUGGCAAAAGAAUUAAUUUUUUCACUAGGUGUUUUUUACCUUGCUUCCUCCCCCAGCAGCUUUCUUUGUAGGACAUUUUGCCAAGAUAUCACAAUUUAUUCACAACUUUUUAUCUGAGGAUUGAUUAAAUGGAAUUUCCUAAAUUAAGGUUGCAUUUUAAUAUUUCUACUAGCUCCAUUCCUCUGUAGGCUUAGCUCUUCAAUUUGACUGCUGUUUUUGCAUAAUGAUCAAAGGUUAGACAUAUUAUUGCUCCUCUUCCAAGAUUGUUUUAAUGCUCAUUAAAAAUCUUUUUACAACACAUAUAGGCAAUGUUUAAGAAUUACAAAUUUAACCAUUAUGUUUUUGUUGUAAAUUAAUCAUAUAUCCUUGCAGUACUUUCAGCACAUAAUAUCACAAUAUGAAAUCGUUUAUAUAUAUAUGUUUUUUUCCUAGUAAAACAUUUAAAUAUGUUCCAGUUAGAGACAAUCUAUUUAAAAAGAGAAUUUUUUUUGUUAUCAUUAGAUUUUCCCUUUAUUAACUGUUUGUGACAUUUUCAUGUUCUUUAGGUUACUUUUUCUCAGAACAAUGUCUACAUACAUACCUCUUUUAAUGUGUGACGUGAGUUUAAUAUCUUCCUGUUACCCAAUGUGAAUGUUAAGAUUGUUUUCAAAUUAUCCACAAAUUAUUCUUAUACUCACCUCUUAUAUAUUUUUGUGUGUUCUCUCUUAUCCCAUUAUGGAUUAAGAUGAUUUAACAAAUUUAUCAAUAUGGAUUAAAUGAGAAGGCCAACCUAGUAACUUCUCAGCUGUCAGAACUUGGGUGGAGGGGAAUAAUGGAAGGCUCUUACAUAAUCAGCCUGCCCCGCCUGGUCCUUGGGCUGCUGCAUCUUUAGCUCUCAAGGGCUGACGAGGGACAGUUCUAGCACUGCUCUGCCACCUUGCCACAAGUCAGUUUCCUGCUUUUUACGUGUUUCCAGCACUUCUCUGCUAAAACAAAAUGUUUUUAAACUAAUGUAUUUUUACUUUACCAGAUGUCAGUCAAUUAGUUACCAAAUGAUUUUUUUUUUUUUUUUUUUUUUUUUUUUUUUAAAUUCUGUCUUGCUGAGGCCUCCUCUCUGGAUUUUCGGGCCAAGAGAAAACAAUGGAAGAAGAGAUUCAGAAUUCUGGCAGGGAUGAAGUAAACUUUUUAAGCAAUUAAAAAUACCUAAGGAAUCUUUUUAAAGAGGAAAAAUAUGUGGUUUCAGAAUAAUGCUUAGAUUGUUGGGGACACCUGAUAUGAAUCAGGUGCACUUGAUUUUGCAUAUAAAGAAAUGGUGAUCCAUCAGUGUCUUGCAUUUCAGGUGAACAAGCAUUAACUCUUCCUGUUGGUAGACAAAGUGCUCACAGUUUAACAGAAUGGACACUGGAGUUGUAUUCUGUGACACGAGGCCUUUGAUGCUUAAAUGAAGAUAGAAAGGUUAGCAAUAACUGGGUAUCAAUUAGAAUUUGAGAAUUCUAUAUGUUUACAUUUUUAUUGUGCAUCUUUAUCCGGUGGGCUUCCCAUGUGGAAACUUGCACUAUAAUGAAUUAAGAAGAAUACUGCCUUGUUAUAUCUCAGUCCAAGUGCUUGUACUGCGAUGGCAAUGGCCUCUUCUUGCAAAAUACUGAUUUGUGUGCCAAUUUGUUUGAAAUUAUUUGAAGGCAGUUCCGCUUAAUCUCAGAAUCCUCUUUCUGGGGUAUUUGAGAUGGAUUCUUAAUGUUUUGGGGAGGGUACCUUUAAAUGAGAGAAUUAUCAAAAUUCAGGAAAGAUUGGCCCUCAGAUUACAUGGACAGUUAAGCAUAAGUAAACUCUUUUGAUUAUUAGACACAAGAGGUUUAAUUGGAGAAACUGCAGAUAAAAAAACAUGAGCACAAAUCAGGGGAAAAAGUAGAAAAGGAUUUAGAAUUUGGUAUGUUGCUAUAUUCAUUAUCCAUGAAGAAAAAAAGAAUAAAAUGUUGUUAGAGUCAUUAAAUACUGAAGUAUUUAAUUUUGAACAUAUGCCUUAUUCUAUUUACUGAUGUGAUUAAAAUUAUCUGAGAAAUGAGCUCUUGCAUAGCAUACUUUUUAUGUACUAUGUAGUAGACUAGACUUCAUUGAGGUGGUCUUUUUAACUCUGAACAGUGGCCUAAGGGAUUUUGCUGCUUAAAUCGAAUAAUGGCAUAGUCACAAGGAAAAAAAACAAAACAGAGUUAAGGGAUAGAAUUCUCGGUAUUAAUUUUUCUUUCAUGAAAUUUUAUUAUGCCUUUGACGCUGCUGCUAUUCUGUAGUAGCUUAGAUGUCUGUCUAGCAGGAAAUUAGUUAUUUUAAUAUAAAAUACUGUAUGAUACACCAUGAGGCGCUAUUAUGACCCUUGAGAACAGCUAUUCUGAAGAGAUGAUAUAUAUUUAGAAAUGAAGACUUUACAGUACAUUUCCAUCUAUAGGCCAUUAAUUUGGGGGCAGGACUUUUGAGCAGUAAAAUUUUAGCAUGAAUUGAUAUAUUUGUUCAUCAUUUUAAAAUACUCUAAAGUCAGUAAUUGUAUAAGGCCAACUCCACCAUUUGCAUUAGGUAGCCAUUAGUUUUGGGGUAAAAUCUUUUUGUUUUGCCGUCAAGGCCUAUUAAUGCAGAAUACUUCAAGCCGAGUUAGUAGCUGCAGCUUAGCUAGCCUAUUGAUGAAUCUGUGUAUGUUUGUGCAACCUGAUACCAGCCAUCAUAAUAGACUACUUCUGCUUCUCUGAUAGUUGUGCUGGUGGAGUCCUGUGCCCAGAUUCAAUUCCUAGAAAUGUUUUUAAAAUUGUUUUUUCUCUUGCAGGGGAAACUUGCCACUUUAUUGAAUUGGCAUGCCAUAAGAGUUGUGUAUUGGUUACCAUUACACAUCUAACAAAAUUGAGAAACAAAGUCUUGGGCUUUUCAUACCCCAAGCUUUUAAUAAGCUUAAGUCUGUAUAAUGACAUACGUAGUAUGUUUGGAGUGUGGCUAUGAGUAUGUGAAUAUCAGUUGGCCAACAAAUGUUUGGGCAUCCACAAAUGAGACUAUACAUGAAGUGUAGACAGGGACUGAGUCAUGAGUUUAUAAUCAAGUGUUGUUUAAAACAUGUUCUCAGAAUUCUUGAACUCAAAUUUAAUUUUAUUUGAUACUCCUCUCUUUAUCCGAAGCCUAAAAUGAGCCAAGAGAAAUAACAGAUGAUUUUAGAAAGUACUGGUAGCAUAUGUGUGGUUUCUGACUUCUGGGAUGGCAUCAUUUCAUCAUAGUCCCAAAAUUUGGCUUUUGAAAUUUUCAAUUUUAGGGGAUAACGUUUUACAUUUAUAGUUUAAAAUUUUUAAAUUAUGAGCAUCAUGAAUCCAUAUACUCAGGAUAUUUCCAUUGGACUUGAUUCUGCAUCUCAUUAAACUAAGCCUGCCCCUGAGUAGAAGGGGGUAGUCAGUAGGAAUCUUAGAUCUUACUGACUACCCUCCUCUCCCUCCUUCAGUCCAGGUAAAUUUUACUUGGUUUUCCUUUUUCAUAACACAUCCUUAAACUGUUGUUAAGUUUAUUGCAGGAAAAAAUCUUCAUGACUUUACAGAUACAACUAUAAACUAUGUGAUUUCUUGUACUCAGAGUAUAGACCUAACGAAAACUAACUUAUAGAUUUUCACCAUUAUGUAGGGUUUACCCAGAAGUUUACACCAAAGAUUUAGAAACAGUGUGCUUUUGCUUACGCUUAACUGUCCAUUUUUUUUAAACAAAUAUAAGCAGGAUAUAUGUAUAUACCUAAAUAUGAAUAUUAAAAGGAAAAGAAAGUGAAUAAAUCUAAUUUUACAUGAAAUUAAAUAUCUGGGGUUAGUAGGAAAAUUUGAAAAGAGUUAAGAGGAUACCAAGAAGCUUAAGCUGGACUAGCCUUAUUUGCAAGUGAAGGAUCUGGUGCUGCUUUCAGAUGUUUAUCCUUUGUGUUUUUAAAUUUUUUUCUUAAGCUUUAAUCUUUGUUAUUGUCUUAAAGUCAGCUGGUGUUUCUUGUUCAUGGACUUUGGUACGAUGGUGCUUUGCAAGGAUGUAUUUAUAUUUUAAUGGCCAACAUUUGGUCAGCCCUUGUCCACUAUUCACUUCCCCCUUUUUGUAAAAUAAGUGCUUUAAUUGUAAACUGUAUAAAAAUACCUUGUAUAAAUCCCCUUUUGAUUAUUACAAUAAGCUGAGUUGUAACAAAUGAAAUGUUGAUUUUUAUAAUAAAACAGUGGAAAAUAAAA